UGUGAAACAGCGGGCAUCCAAUCGCUAAGAGAUGGGAUUACUGCAGCGACGCCGUGCCUGCGGCUUCGCGGCACGAGAAGUGAGCACAAGAGCCACGAGGAUGCUCUAGAUGCGGUUGAAUGCAUUGACCAUUCGUGGGAAGAAAGAGCCGGGGGUACAAAAGGAAGGUAGAUCUCGUGAGAGACAUCUCGUGUUAUUCCAGCGCCUUCUGUUCACCUCUACCUCAUCGAAAUACUCCGCAACCAACGGUGGUCAAUUCCGAAAAUCAAUCAAGAUGCUCCCCUCCACGAUCCUCGCAAUGACUGCUCUUGCAGGUAGCGCAACAGCACAUUACAAGCUCCUUGCCCCUGCAUGGCGUGGUGACUCGUUCGAAGAGCCUGCCAGCCAGUGGAUUUUCCCUUGCGCCAACGUCAACGAAACGACCGACAUCGCAAACCGCACCCAAUGGCCCCUGACCGGUGGCUCAGUCUCAAUCAACGGCUCGCACAGCUCCGCCCUUACCUACGUGAACCUCGGUCUCGGCACCAACGUGACCAACUUCAACAUUUCGCUCGUCGAGAACCUCAAUCAAACUGGCGCCGGUGUGCUCUGUCUCAAGGAAGCCGGUCGUGCGAACCUCGAGGAGGGACUCAAGGCUGCUGGAUACAGUGGCUUCGAAGAUGAGAGGCUGAAUGGACUGGAGGCUAGUGUGCAGGUCAUUCAGCUGGGCCACUCGGGAAGCGCAUUGUACAACUGCGCGGACAUUGUAUUCAACUCGACUGCUCAGCUGCUCGCUGAUAACCAGUGCGUCAACAGUACAGGAGUCGGUGCUGAGCACGUCGGCAACCUCCAGCAGUCUUCUACAAACACCAGCAGUGCUGCGACACCGUCGGCUAGCACAGGUGCUGGAAUCAUGCUGACGCCCGUCGCUGGUACCGGACUUCUUGCCGGUUUGUUCGCUUGGUGUAUGCUGUAAGCAGUACAUGGUCACCUCGAAGGCCUAUAGAGGAUUAGUGCACGAGAUAGCGCCCUCAUAACAAGGAGAAAAAUUAGAUGAUACCACUUAGCUUGUUGUAAUCAAAUACACUAAGCAUCAAUAUUAGUUUUUGACUUCCUUUAAUUUCGCCAGUCCACACGACCAUUCGAGCUAGGCCGCUUGAAAGACUCGAUGUACUUCAUAUUGUCUCCUAGCAUGAACCAAAUUCACACACAUGGCCCGAUGUAUAACAGACUGGCCGCCCAUAAUUAGUAGGUUCCGGUAGGCCAAGAUCAGUGAAAUAGUAGACAACAAUUGUGAG
Didymella exigua CBS 183.55 is the source of this 1277-nucleotide messenger RNA. RefSeq lists its product as uncharacterized. The record is from RefSeq and is a predicted model, not a curated record. NCBI's taxonomy places the organism in Eukaryota, Fungi, Ascomycota, Dothideomycetes, Pleosporales, Didymellaceae. The coding region runs from base 110 to 955 and encodes 281 amino acids. The transcript is spliced from 3 exons.